CCGCCCUGCCCCACCCCCACACUCCCGAGCCCCGCCUUGUCUCCACACUCCGGCGUCGCCUCCCUACCCGGCCCCGCUUCCGCGCUCCGGCUGCCAGCCCUCCGUUCCACGCUUCGGCUCCUCGUCUAUCUUCACGCCCACGCCAGACCCUGAGCCCCGCCUCCACGCCUCGGCGCCAACUCCACAUCCUGGCUCCUAUGUCUGCUUUCCAGGCAUCUCCCAGCUGCACACUCGGGCCCGGCUCAGAGUCCUAAGCCCUGCCUCCCGGUCCUGGCCCCGUUUCCCAGAACUGCACCGCGCCUCUCCGCCCAGGCCCAAGCCCGAGCCCCUCCUCCACACCCGAGUCCAAGCCCCGCGUCCCGGAUUCGGACCCGCCUGCCUGGGGCGGUGCUGCACCAGGUGCGGGUGUGGCAGGCGUCUCGGAGCGCCAGGUGCAGCUUCCAGGUCAAGAUGGUCGCCGUCUGCCGCUCGGUAGCCGGGCUCCUGCCACGCCGCCGCCGCUGCUUUCCCGCCCGGGCCCCGCUGCUGCGCGUCGCCCUCUGCCUCCUGUGUUGGGCCCCGGCGGCUGUGCGCGCGGUCCCUGAGCUCGGGCUCUGGUUAGAGACAGUCAACGACAAAUCAGGACCUUUGAUAUUUAGGAAAACUAUGUUUAACUCUACAGAUAUCAAGUUAUCUGUUAAGUCAUUCCAUUGUUCUGGGCCUGUGAAGUUUACCAUAGUGUGGCAUUUGAAGUAUCAUACCUGUCACAAUGAGCAUUCUAAUCUGGAAGAGCUGUUCCAAAAACAUAAACUUAGUGUUGAAGACUUUUGUCAUUAUUUCAAGAAUGACAACUGUUGGACAACAAAAAAUGAAAACUUAGAUUGCAACAGUGAUUCACAGGUGUUUCCCUCUUUGAAUAAUAAAGAACUAAUAAAUAUCAGAAAUGUUUCAAACCAGGAAAGAUCAAUGGAUGUUGUAGCCAGAACACAAAAAGAUGGGUUUCAUAUCUUUAUUGUUUCCAUUAAAACGGAGAAUACAGAUGCAAGCUGGAAUUUGAAUGUUUCUCUUUCUAUGAUUGGGCCUCAUGGAUAUAUCUCUGCAUCAGAUUGGCCCCUAAUGAUUUUUUACAUGGUGAUGUGUAUUGUUUAUAUAUUAUAUGGCAUACUCUGGCUGACGUGGUCUGCCUGUUAUUGGAAAGAUAUAUUAAGAAUCCAGUUCUGGAUUGCAGCUGUUAUUUUUUUGGGAAUGCUUGAAAAGGCAGUUUUUUAUAGUGAAUACCAAAACAUCAGCAACACUGGACUGUCAACCCAAGGCUUAUUGAUAUUUGCGGAGUUGAUUUCUGCGAUUAAGAGGACGUUGGCUCGCCUUCUCGUGAUCAUUGUGAGCCUGGGCUAUGGCAUUGUGAAGCCUCGUUUAGGAACAGUCAUGCACCGGGUGAUCGGACUGGGGCUUCUAUACUUAAUCUUUGCAGCUGUUGAAGGCGUGAUGAGAGUCAUUGGGGUGAGUGAUUCUGAUCUUGUUCUUCUGGCCAGCCUCCCCCUCUCUCUCCUUGACUCUGGCUUGUGCUGGUGGAUUUUUAUUAGUUUGGCACAAACUAUGAAGACCCUAAGGCUAAGAAAGAACACUGUGAAAUUUUCAUUAUAUAGACACUUUAAAAAUACUCUGAUCUUUGCUGUGCUGGCUUCCAUAGUGUUUAUGGGGUGGACAACUAAGACAUUUAGAAUUGCAAAAUGCCAAUCAGAUUGGAUGGAACGCUGGGUUGACGAUGCAUUUUGGAGCUUCCUUUUUUCACUUAUCCUUAUUGUAAUCAUGUUUUUGUGGAGACCAUCAGCAAACAAUCAGAGAUAUGCCUUCAUGCCCUUAAUAGAUGAUUCUGAUGAUGAAAUUGAGGAAUUCAUGGUAACUUCUGAAAAUUUAACCGAAGGAAUAAAAUUAAGAGCCUCAAAAUCAGUUUCCAAUGGAACAGCCAAGCCUGCCACUUCUGAGAACUUUGAUGAAGAUUUGAAGUGGGUAGAAGAAAAUAUUCCCUCUUCAUUCACAGAUGUAGCUCUUCCAGUGUUAGUGGAUUCAGAUGAGGAAAUCAUGACCAGAUCUGAAAUGGCUGAAAAAAUGUUCUCUUCAGAAAAGAUAAUAUGAUUGGAACCCAUAUAAGUGAAAUGUAGUUAAGCCUGAAGGACUAUCCUUCAUCAAGACUGAAAGCGAGCUUUGUUUUGAUAUUGCAUAAAAAUUUUUAUUGUGUUAUCUUGGAAGUCUGUGUAUCAAAAUGAAGAAUUCAGAUGGUAGGAGGGUUCUACAGUCCUUUUAAAGCUGAGUCUUGAGUGUCAGUUGAAUAUCCAUUAAAUUGGAUUUGGAAAUAACCUGAGGAAAGUAUUGUGAUAAAGAUCUGCACAGAUGCCUCUUAGCUGAUAGGUGGCAGGCCUGUGGGUUUGGGUUCUCCCUCUUUUCUCUGGAACAUAUGACAAUUCCAGAUUAAAGAAAAAUGUUUUUUAAUAAAUACCCUUGGUCUUUUUUCUAGUCCCUUUGAGGUAGAUAUUGUGAUUUUCUGGAGUAUAGUAUAUCCGUGUCUCUGUGUCUUGGGUUUACUAGAUGCAAUAAUACUUUUCUUUGAUAUUUGUACUGAAGUGAUUUGAUAUUAAGUAAAAUAGUUAAUGUUUGAAUAUAGGCAUAUUUAUAGGUUUUUGCCGCUCCCCCCACCCACCCUUUUUAAAAAAUCUGUACAAAGCCCUUGUUUGAGUCUCAUCAUGCACAUCAAAUCACGGAGUUAGGUCUUCUCUGAGCUCAGGGGAACACAAGUGCACAGAGAGAGAUGUCUUGAGGGUCACUACCAAAGAAUUACCCUCAUUGUCCCUCACUCAGGCCAUGUGUACAUGCGAUGCUGCUGAGUCUGCCGGGGUGGGUGGUGGCUACUUGGCUCCCCCAGAGCACUUCCUACCUGGCAAGCUGGGAGACCCUUUACUGGUGAACUUUGUGGAAAUUAGAACUGUAUCUUUUACAUAAUCUUGGCAUAUUACAUUUCAUAAUAAAAACGUACAUUUAGUUGCAUGCUGCAUCACUGUUGAUUUUAUAAUUAAUUUCUUAACCUUCAACCAUGUUUUAUACCUUAUUUCAUUACAUCAUAUAUUUGUAAUGUGUAAUAUGAGAUCUUUAGCUUUAAUGUCUUUUUUUAAAAUGUAGAAUGUUCUAAACUUGAAAGGCAAUUGAAUGUAGUAUGAUGAAAAUGUGAAUAUUUUGCUGCUAUCAUGACCAAAGAUACAGGGCUAGUGGACAUUUAGAAUAGUAAUUAAGGCUAGAGUCUUGUAUGUCUUUUCUUUGAAGGAGUUCUAACCUUGUAAAUUGAGAAUGACUUCAGAGAAUUUUGAUUAAGAAAACAUUAAAAUCUUAACCGGCACAAACACUCCAAUUUUUUUCACUGUGAAGCCGCAAGCAGUUUUUUUUCUUUUUCUUUCGAAAGCCUACCUUCUGAAUUUAUUUCUUGUUUACUCAUUUCAGAGAGGGUAGUAAAGAAGAUCUAUUUCUGGUAGUCAUAUCACUUGAAAGAUAUUGGUAAAUGUUUUCAGUCGUGACCAUGUGGAAAGUGAACAGUGCUGGCAAACAUUACUGAGAAAAUCAUGCUUUUCAAGAUGCCCUUGCUUUGGGAUAUCCUUCCUAGAGAGAAAAAAAAAAGUAAUUUAACAAUUGUGAAUUCCAUUUCUUAUUUCAGUUUCUGCUGCAGUAAUGGGUUCCAACCCACUAUAAUUCCCAGCGUUUAUGUUCUGUUGUAUUCUCCCCUUAGCCCAGUAACAUUGUUAUCUAAUACCCCACUCCCCAAGUUUUGAGACAGAUUGAUCCCUUACUCAUUAUGUGGCUCUAGCUGAAUUUUAAAAUGUGGAAUACUGGGCUUGCAGGCAGUAGGAGCUGCAAAUCUGGUAGAGUGGGAGUGAGGAGUUAAUGGUGAGUAUGUUAAUAAGGGAAACUGUCUCUGACAGAACCUCAGUAAUGUUUACCAAAACAUGUCUUUCUACAGCUGGUAGGAUAAAUGAUGCUACCUCUGUAGCUCAGCUACAGGCUGCAGUGCAAACUUUUCUUCCAUCCAGAGAAAGCAGAAUUCCCUCCUAGUAACCUCAUCACAAAUACUGUUUCUAGAAGGGCAUGUGCUGUCUGUCACCUUCAGUAAUAUUUGUGCCAUCUCUUGAUGGCUGAUGACCUGGAUCGAGUAUUUCUAUGAAGGGUCUUCUUAGGCCCCUCACAUACGCAGGAGGGGCGCUCUAGUGCCAUAGCUGUAGUUCACAGGAAGGACACCAGGAGAAGUUAUACCUAGGGCUACUGAGAGCUCAUCAUCCCUGCUUCUGCGCAAAGUUUCCUGAAACUGGCCAUCAGGGCCUCUGAGGCACUGAAAUCAGUUUACUUUUAGCAUGCCCCCAUCAGGAUGGGUCUCACUGUUAGUGAGGAUACGGGUCUGGUUUGACGUUUUUCUAAGCAAAAUGCUUAAGUGUUCUGGUUAUGCCAUUCAUUCAUAUGAUGUGUGAAAUUUGCUUAAAAGGGAAUUUUCAUGAUUUGAUUUAGAUUAGUAUUUAAGUCUCUGCUUUAGGUAGCAAUUAAUUUUAUUGCAAAAAUAAGGAAAAAUAUGUGAAUAUGUGAAUUUUUUAAGCCUGAGAGAUGAUAGAAUGUUCCCAUAUUUUUCUUGUAAAGAAAAUAAUAUUUUAACUUACACAUCCUGUAGAAAAUACCACCUUUUCCCCUUAUAUUACAGUACAAUGUUUACAUUACUAUACUGUCAAGCUGAAAGUAUAAAAAAUGUACAUAUACAUUUUGAUUUAUAUAUCCUUUUUUUUAAAAAAAAAAGUUUGAGUCUGUUGCACUAGGCUAUAUAUGACUAAAGUUGACAGAUGCUAUGCUAGAUUUAUAAUCACUAGUUCUGGUACUUGUGUCUUUGUAUGAUUAAAGCAUGCAAUAAGCAAUACAAAAUACCAAGCCUUAUACUUAAAAGAAGUUUAACUUAUUGGUUAAUAUACUGGUUAAACAUAUUGAAUGUAUAUAAGUGGCAAAACUAGAUUUUUAAGGAAGUGUACAUUAUAAUAUUGGAGCUCAGUACCGCAUGAAGAAACUUCAUUAAAACUAAGAAAACAUUUAUUUGGGGAGAAAUUUUAGGCGUUUAAGAACUUGUAUUUUUCUAUUUUAAAAAGUUAAAUUAUUCCGUAAUUUGGAAGAAGUUUCGUUGAAUGUAGGACAUAACCAUUUGAAGGGUUUUCAUUUGAAAAAUUGAUGUAUUUUGUGCCUUAAUAUUUUGUUCUUUUAAUAAAAAUGCUCUGAAUUUGAA
Molecule: messenger RNA, 5275 nt
Organism: Pongo pygmaeus (Bornean orangutan)
Lineage: Eukaryota; Metazoa; Chordata; Mammalia; Primates; Hominidae
Gene: TMEM87B
Product: transmembrane protein 87B
Exons: 19
Coding region: 451-2115 (554 amino acids)
Biological process (GO): retrograde transport, endosome to Golgi
Cellular component (GO): Golgi apparatus; Golgi cisterna membrane
Source: RefSeq, a predicted model, not a curated record